AUGGCGAGCAGGAAGUCUCUUCAAGGCGACGACUGUGACAGCUCUCCCGCGGGCGGCGACCAGCCAGACACAAAGGAGGACGAACCUCGCGAGGGACUCUCCUCGACAGGCGAUUACGAGAGAGAAAAAGCGGAGCAAAAUGCGGCGAGCGGAGACGAAGACGGGGCAAGAGCGCGCGAGCCAGACUCCGAAGAGGAGGCACACGAGGCGGGAGAUCAGCCGGGCGGCCGCAGCGGCGGCGACGCCAUUCACGCGCCGGAGGAAGCGCCGCGCGACGGUGAAGGAGGCGGUGAAGACCAGGUUUCCGCAGAGGAAGCACAUGCAUGCGACGCCCACACAGAGCAGCUAGAGGGGUCAGAAGACGACGGCGAUGAGGGAAAACGCGAGUUGGGGGCAAGCGAGAAGAAGAAAGAGCCGGAAGGGCUGUGUCGCGACGAGGAUGUCGCAGACGCCGAAGAUGACGCAGACCGAAGAGGACAGGGCGCGACAGCGGCGGAGGCAGACUCUGGCCUGUGUGGUCGCGAGAAGAAGGGCUUCGAGCCGGGUGGGGAUCCUGUCUCCGCUCCCUUUCCUUCGUCCCCUGCGGCGGUUGCGGAUUCGAGCGCGGUCGGCUCGCCGGCUGCGGCCGAUCUCUCUUCUUCCUCGUCUUUCGGUUCGUCUUCUUCAACCGCUCGCGCCUCACCCCCUUCGUCUGCGCCUCCUUCGCCCUCGUAUGCUGGCUGCGCUUCUUCCGCCGACACGCCGCAGUUCUCGGCUGCGGAGAUCUACGUAGUGCCGUCGCCGGCGCUCGCGGCCUUUCUGCGCCGCACCCUGGCGAAGCUGGAGAAGACCGCGGGGAGUUCGCGGCGGUCGCGGGCGCUGAAGGAGGCCUGCAGCGCAGCCUUCGAGGCCCUCGAGGUGCUCAUCGCGCGCCGCCAGCGCCGCAAGCAGCGCGAAGUCGAGCUCGACGUACGGCUCCCCGAGAGCUUGGCGCCCGUCUGCCAGGCGCGGGAGAGAUCCGCGGCCGCGAUCCAAAUCGCCGCCGGGGAUACAGAAGCGAGAAAGGAGGAAGCGUCAGCGGGGCAGGCAACUCCGGGCGCCGAGAAGGAACGAGGAGGCGCUGAAGAAGACGGUGAGGAGGGCGCGGCCGCCGCAGACGGCAAUCCCGAUGCGGCUGGGCGAGCUGCGCCGGGUGAGGCGCCGCCGCAGACGACAGACGGCGAGGCCGCAGAGGACGCGGAGAGGGCGUCGAAGGAGAAGGGCGAGGGCGAUGAAGAGCGCGGAGAGCGGAAGAGCUCGCCGCGGUCGGUGUCUUCGUUCUUCGCCUUCUCACUUGGCUUGGGGUGCACGGGCUCCAGCCUCCGGGGAGGCGGCAGCGGCAGGAAGGAGAGGGAGGAGAAGAAGAAAGAGGCGUCUCUUGAGGCCGAGGCUCCUCUUGACGAGAAGGAGGAGGAAGCGCGCGACAUCAAGCGGCUCUUCGAGCCGUUUCGUCUCGCAUGUGACUCCUCAAACCCGAAGCUGCAGCUUCCCGCGCUGGACGGAGUGCAUCGCCUGCUUGUCUCCGGGCUGCUGACGCCGUUUCUGUCCCAGUCGCCUUCGGCGCCGCCGUCGCGGCAGGCCUCUCUCUGUCUCGCGGCGGCUGCGGACCCAGCGGGCGACGCCGCGAAGGCCGUGGCGGAGGAGCGUCUCCUGAGCUCCUCCUCGGAGACGCUGCCGUCGCUGGCGCCUCCGCUGCGCCCCGAGAUGCCGACCUCGUCUUCGCUGUUUCCCUUCUCCGCGAGCGGCGGCAAGCCCCUGCCCGCGGCUGAGGCCUGUGAAGGUGUGACCUCCCCCCCCCCCUCCUCGCACGGCUUCUUCCGCAGAAGCUCCAAGAAGAAGGCCGAGCCAGUCCUCGCGGCGGCGCCCCCCUCGUCGGUGCCCGAGCCCGGAGCCGCACUGCCGCUCCUUACGCAGGUCGUGGCUGCCGUGUGCGGCUGCAGCACAAGCGGCGACGAGGCCGUGGUGCUGCAGGUCAUGCGCUGCCUGCUCUCCACGAUGACCUCGCCCUCGCUGGAGAUCCACGGCGGCGUCCUGCUGACCUGCCUGCGCACGCUCUUCGAGAUCUUUCAGAGCCCGUCCUGCAGCAAAGAGAACCAGCGAACCGCGCAGGCUGCGCUGCUGCAGACUGUGCAGACUGUGGUGCAGCGCUACGAGUUCGCCGCAUGCGCAGGGCUCGCCGCGCCCCUCGGGCUCGCGGACCCGCAGGUGGGCGGGGACGAGACCUCGGAGGAGACUCGCCAGCAACCGCCUGAGGCUCCAAGCGGACGCGCCCGAGACCGCGCGGACGGGGGGGAGGAGGGCGCCGCCGCGCCGCACCGAGAAGAGGCGCCGCACCGAGAAGAGGCGCCACAGCAACGAGGUGCCACGGGAGAAGCGGAUGAGACGAACGCAGACUCCGUCUCAGUGGCGAGCGGUGACGAGACAGGAGGCGCAGCUCGGGGAAGAGUCGGCGUGUGUGUGGUUUGCGGCAGGCCCGCGAGGCACUACUGCCAGCAGAGCGGCGCCGCCGUCUGCAGGAAGGCCUGCAAGGUGGAAAACCUGCGGCGCCGCCAAAAAGGCGCAGACGCAGCCGACGCUGCCCAGGGCAGCGCAGGUCAAUUCGACUGCCCCGGCAACAACGCACCCUGCUCUGCUGCGGCAUCUAUCUCGCGCGACUUCGCAGCGGCCUCUGCUUCCUCCUUUUCUUCGUCUGCUUUGAGGCCCCGCGUGGCGGCGCUCUCCGUGGAGCAGCGGGACGUGCUGCUGGUGCUGCAGGCGCUCUGCCGCCUUGCCAGCGCCGAGGAGUUCUCCACGGCGUCGUUUGCCUCGUUUCCUCCCGAGGGCGAGGGGAAGCGCAGCAGCGGCCUCGGCGCGUGGACAAGCUUCGUCGCUGGAGGCGGCCUCGGCUUGGCGGCAGGCGACGCCGAACGCGGCAGCCCCGAGGAGAAACGCAAGGUGGCGACGACCAAACUCGCUCUCGAGCUGACCGACAGCAUGCUUCGCGCGAGCGGCGAGUGCUUCCGCGGGAGCAAGCUCUUCUUGACCUACGUCCAGCGCCAGCUGUUUUUCGCGCUAACGAAGAACGUGGCGAUUCCAGCGUUCACUCCCGUCGUGUUGCAGAUCUUUCUGGGCCUCGUCCAACAUCAUCAUGCGCAGUUGGAGCACGAGACAGCGUUCUUCGUCUCCGAGGUGCUGCUGCGGCUCGUCGCUUCGCCCUGCCUGCCGCUGGAGCAGCGCGAGGCAGUUCUCUCCUCGCUGCGACUCUUCCUCUCAGCAGUCCCUGUUUCGCUGCUUCUCUCCCUUUUUCUCAAUUUCGACUGCUCCGUCAACCAGAAAGACGUCGUGCUGCCUCUGCUGCAGACUCUCUGCGAGCUGGUCAAAAACGACAAGCUCCUCGACUGUUCAAGCAGCGCGCCGAGUUCGCGGCACAUGCGGAUGCGGCGAGAGGCUCUGCGCAGCGUGGAGACGCUGCUGUCUCGGCUGUAUGCGUGGGUAAGCAUGCUCGACAGGAAGCAGACUUCGCUUGCGCGCCGGCAGUUCCUCUCGCGGGCGAAGGCACGACGCGGACGCGAGGACGCUGUCCUGCCCUCGUCGCCCUCCGGUGACGCCGCGUGGCGCGCCGCUGCGGCCGAGAGGGGAGAGGCGCGCGAAAAGAGUUCGUCGCAGCCUGAGGAGGCGCCCGACGGCGGCGCCGACUCUGAGGCCUCUCGGACAUGUCGCAGAGAGGGAGGGCAGGUCGAUAUGCCAGAGGAAGCGGGGGCGGCGGGCGGCGGCGCGCUGGAGACGAGGGGCGAAAGGUGGGGGGAAGGGAGGGGUUUGGAAGGCGUCGAGUCUUCCUCAGAUGGCAGCAGCGCUUUGUCGUCUCAGUCAGAGUCGCUCUCGACGUCGCGACCUCUCAGCGAGCGUGAGGAGGCGGAGGAGGCGAACAGCGCAGGAUCUUUCCCCUCCUUCUCGUCGUCGCAUCUGGGCCUUUUGCACUCGGCAGUGGGACUUCCCUCGCGGCUGGAUCACGUCGUGCGGCAGCGAGAGCGGAAGAAUCAGGUGCGUCGCGGGAUUUCGCUUUUCAACAAGGACGCGGAGAGGGGGCUGGAGUUCCUGAUUGCGCUGCGGCACGUGGAGCGGCAGCCGCACAGCAUCGCGCGCUUCCUCCUCUCGCAGGAGGGUCUCAGCAAGACGCGGAUCGGCGACUACUUGGGCCUCGACCGCGAGCUGAACAAGAAGGUGCUGCAUGCGCUGGUGGACUCGCUGGACUUUCGCGGGAAGGAGAUCGACGUGGCGCUCAAGACGUUUCUGCAGCUCUUUCGACUUCCAGGCGAGGCGCAGAAAAUCGACCGCAUGAUGGAGAAGUUUGCAGAGAAGUUCUACCUCGACAACGCGCCCGCUGCUUCGUCGGCGCCCGCGCGGACACCCUCCGCGGCGUCGCUCCAGCGACUCUGCGGCGCGAGCGCCUUCUCGGCUUCGCUGCGGAGGCGCGAGGCCAUCGCGGAGAAGAAUGCGCGGCUCUACGCGUCCGCGGACUGCUGCUACGUGCUUGCCUUCUCACUCAUCAUGCUGCACACGGACGCGCACAGCCGCGAGAUCAAGGAGGAGCAGCGCAUGUCGAAGAGCGACUUUGUGAGGAACAACCGCGGAAUCAACAACGGCCGAGACGUCGACGCAGCCUACCUCGAGACGCUCUACGACCGCAUCGUUCAGGAGGAGUGGCGUCUCGAGGACGACGACGUGGCACACGUCCUCCAGGAGAGCGCCGCGCGCCCCCCGAAGCCGCCGCGCCGAAAACGCGCGCGCGGCGGCUCCAAAGCGGGCGAGCGGAAGGCGGCGGAGAAGGCGAGAGAGCCCGCCCGGCGCCGCAGCGCAGACGACGCGGUCGAGCAUCCCUCGGAGGAAGAGAACGACGACGACGAAGCCAACGCCCUCCUCGCGGCGGCCUGCCAUCAUCCGCGCACGGCCUACGGCGCGCAUGCGACCCACGGCCUUUUUUGCUCGGCGCCCGCGGACUGCGAGGCCGAGAAGGAGAAACCCGACGGCUCCGAUGCGGCUGGCGCGCCUCUCGACUCCCCGUGGAGCGCGCCGGGCUUCGAGGAGGGCAUCGGAAUCGCGGCCGCCGCCUCCGGCGAGUCUUCGCUGCUCGAGGGUCUCGACUUUGGCGCUUUCGCCGCGCAGGCGAGGCAAGAAAACGGAGGCGCACCCCCGACGAGGAAGCGCGUGUUCGCCUCGCCCAGCGUGCAGCUCCCCGCGCCCGUGACAGACGCGAAGGCGUUCGCGAAGAAAGCCUGUCAAACGCUGCUGUCGCGCGUCGCCGCGACUGCAGGGACUCGCCGCGCCUGGCGCGGCAGCGGGCCAGCCUGCAACCCCUUCGCGCCGAGCGCCAGAGCCUCGCACGCCGGCUCUGCGCCCUCGCCCUCGAUUUCUCCGUCCCCUUCGCCGGGCUGGUAUGAGGCCGCGGCCUCCGCCUCGCAGGCGUCCUCGGGCGCGGCCUCGCUGCCAGGGGGCUCUGGCGCGCUGGCGGCGUCGCGCGCCGCAUCGGCGCCGUUGACGCUCUCUUCUGCGCUGUCCUCUUCGUUCGAGCUGCUGGCGUGUGCGCCGUACCUGCUGCAGCUCGCGGCUUGGCCGCUUCUGCGGUGCUUCGUAGAGGUGCUCAGCCGCGAGAGGCCCGCGCCAGCGGGCGAGUGCGAGGAGGAAGUCUGGGUCGCCGCGGUCGCGGGGCUGGAGGCGGCGUUGUGGCUGUUUAUGCGCUUCCGCCUCGCUGCUCAGCGCAACGCGUUUGUCGCGGCGCUGAGCACCCUCUCGGGUCUCCACAGCGCCAAGACGCGGGCGAUGGCGCAGAAGAACGUCGCGCUCGUUCGCUUGCUCCUCGCGCUCGGCCUCGAGAGCGGCGAAACUCUCGAGGAGGCCUGGCUGCCGCUGCUCCACGCGGUGAGCCGCAUCGAGUUCCUCCACGUCGUCGCCUACGAAGUUCUUCAAAAGGCGCGAGAAAAACUGCAUGGGCAACUGCCUCCAGCGUCCGCCGCAGCACUCCCCGCCGCGACGCCUCGCGGUGGCAAACCCCAAGCGCCUGGGGGAGCCGCGCCGCGCAAGGCGACCGGCGCGAAGGCUCUAGCGGAUGGAGCCCCGGGGGCGGAGCCAGGCUUUGCGCCCGCACCCCCUUCGGAGCGACGCCGCGAAGUCCCAGACGCCGCGGGAGAUGCGGAGGAGGAUGCGCCGGAAGGAGGCGGCGACGCGGAGGGCGGCGCUGCAGACGCGCGGCGAGAGGAGGCGGUUGAGACGCCGGGACGCGCGGACGCGGACGGACAGGCCUCGAACUCGCCGCCGUCCUGCCCCCUCGAGGCGCCCAGGGGAGCUCCCACAUCGACUCCGCGUUCGUCUCGCCCUCGAGCCGGAGCCGCGGCGCGCGCGUCCUCGGCGGAGGCGAUCCUCGCAUCGGCUGUGCCCGCGCCUGCGGAUGCGCCGGCGGAGGCCUCUGCGGGGGAGGCUCCGAGUUUGCUGUCGAAGGAAGAUCGCAAGAGGCUGUCUUCGUCGGUGUCGGCCUCUACGAACGCGCAGGCGUCGUUUGCAGGGUUUGGCCUCCUGGGCGUCGGCGAGCGCGGCGGCGCGUUGCGUGCGGUGUGGCGCGCGGAGGAGUGCCAGGAGGAAAAGAGCUGCCGCGAGGAGUUUCCGUUUUCCACCUCUUCCGCAGUGCGCGGCAAAAAGUUCUGUCCGAGUGCCGCGGUCGCGGUCGUGGGGCCUCUGGCCUCGUCUUCCGCCGCGUCCACGCACAACCCCUACGGGGCCUUUUCGUCUUUCUCGCCCUUUGGCUCCUCGGCGCCGGCUGCGCUCGGCGUCUGGCUGUCUCCGCGGGAGGGCGACGGCGCCGUGUGGGUGUCUUUCGCGUCGCUGGGGGCGGUGCCGCAGGCCUCGUCGGAGGUGUGCAUGGAGAACGCGCUCCUGGUGUGGCGGGAGAUCGACGCGAGUCUGCUGGACCUGCUUUUCACGCAGAGUCGCGCGCUGUCUAGCGCCGCCGUCAUCUUCUUCGUCCGCGCCCUCUGCCUCGUCUCUAACCACGAGCUGCAUCCGCCGCGCCCGGCCUCAGCACAGACAGGCCAGCGCGAAAAACAAUCGACUUUCAGCCCCUUCCCCGCCGCGCUCGCCGCGCCGUUUGCCUUCGGCGCCAAGCCCGCAGCGCAGAGCGCUGCGGGCGGGGGCGCCGCGGAGGAGAAGACCGCCGGGGGGGGAGGGGAGAAAGGCGCGAGACUCGAGCCCGCUGCGCGGCUAUUCAGCCUGCAGAAGCUCGUGGAAGUCGCGCACUUCAACAUGGACAGGCUGCGCUUCGUCUGGAACCGCAUCUGGAUGAUUCUCCGCGCCCACUUUGCCGAGGCAUGCCUGCAUCCCUCGCUCUCCGUGCGCCUCUUCGCGAUCGACUCGCUGCGUCAACUCACGAUGAAGUUCUUAGAAAAAGACGAACUCGCGCAGUUCACGUUCCAGUCCGAGUUCCUUAAACCCUUCCUGACUGUGAUGACGCAUCGAGAGUCGGAGGAGGAAGUGAAGGACUUCCUGAUGCACAUUCUCUUCAACUUGGUGCGGUCGCAAGCCUCGAACAUUCGCUCCGGUUGGAAGACCGUGCUGCAGACUGUGCAUGCCUCGGCGCUGGAGACUUCCUCUUUCCUUCAAAGCGUCUCGCUGCAGACGCCGGCGGCCGGCGCGUCGCCCGUGGCCCCGCCCGAAGGCGAGCCCAAGGCGCUGGCGAUGCGGCGCCGCCUGCGACUCUCCUUCCAGGUCUUGGAGCACAUUCUCGCGCAUAGCCUCUGCAUGCUUACCGGCGGGAGCCUCGACGAGGCCGUCCGCUGCCUGCUUCUUUUCGCGGGAAAUGCGCUUGACGAAGCGGUUGCCUUGAAGGCGAUCUGCUACCUGGAGCUCGCGGCGCUUUGUCUGAUUGAGGGCACUGACGGCGCGGAGUUCCCCGGCGCCGCGCUGCUGGCCUCCCUGCCGAGCGACGACUUGUCUCCAAGCGCCGUCUUCACCUCGCUGCUGGAGCUUCACCGCGCGUUGCGGAAAGGUAGAAAGCAUCGCGAAGAGACGCGACUCUCAACGAAAGCGGUCGAAUGCGAGGGGGAGGGCGGCGGCGGACUCGACGACGGCACAAGCGCGGGACGCACGUCCGAACCGAGCCGCGGCCGAGAGGCGGAAGGAAAAGACGGCGCCGAGAGGGAAGCGGCAACUGAGGAGAGCGGAGGCGCCCGCAAAGAAGGAGCGAGUGAAGAUUCGAUAACACCUGUGGCGAGACUGCCUAGCAACAACGCCACGUUCUUCCUCUGCUUCCCCAUUCUCACGGCGCUUGCGCAUCUCUCCUGCUCGCCUCACCCGUGUUCCACCUCUUCUUCCACUUCUUCCUCCUCCUUUUCCUCUUCCUCCUCUUCUGCGUCUGCAGGUCAGCGGAUGAGUUCGGUGCGCGACGGGCGCAGCGCCACGCCGGCGCUCGACGCGCUGUUUCGCCUGCUGCUCACCUACGGCGCGCAGUUUCAGCCUCUUUUCCGCUUCUUCGUGAAAGCUGCGGAAGCAAGGCGCUCAGGGCGUGAGCAGUCGGCGCCCGUUGUCGCAUGCGAAGGCAGCGGAGUACUGCCAGGAACAGGCGGUGCGCAAGAGCGCAGAAAGGGCGAAGGCCGCGACCCAGAAGAGGAGGGAGGAGGCUCGGAUCUCAGGGGAGAGCAAAUGGCGGCCGAGAGGCGCAGAGGAAGUCGAGAGUCUCAGGCGAGCGAGGCCUCGGAAGAGAACCCUGCGCGGACUGCAGCUUGCGGUUUCGCGGGGCUCCUAGACGACGACCUUCGCAGAAGCGUGGAUCACCGCAGGCGAGAGCAGCCCUCAGUCGAAGGAGAGGCGAGCGCGGCCAGCGAGCGCCUCGAGACGCGUCCGCGUGGUGUUCAGUUUGUUUGUGAGGCGCGCCGAGAGUCGCAGAGAUGCGUCUCGUCGGAGGAAGUCGAUUCUCGGUGGAAGAUGAUUUUCCACGGGAUUCUGUUUCCGCUGCUAGACGACCUUUUCUUGCUCCUUCAUCUGCAGCACCAAGCACACAAGUCUGGCGCGUCGGUCGCGUCGUCGCCCUUGCGACUGCCCUUCUCCUCGCGGCUCUCGUGUUCGCUCUCCACGGCAUUCGUCACUCCCUCCCUGGUCGCGCCUUCGCCGGCGCAUUUUUCAGAAGCCGAAGACAGAGAACGAGACGGCGCGACCUUUCUCGCGCCGGGGUUCGCUCUAGAGCGGCACUCGCGGCUCUCCGUCAUCCGCGACACGCUCGCCUCUCCCUCGCGCGUAGCCUCGCCCGCCGCCUCGGUGGCCCCGCCACCCUCCCCGAUGCCGCCGAGCGACGACUUCGACCUCGCGGGUGGAGAGAAAGGCUCGGAGAAGCGCCGCAGCAGCGCCAGCGGGGGAGACGCCGCGGCCGCUGGCGCGCAGGCGAAGACGCGGGGAGCCGACGGCGAUCAGGGACUCGCGGCGGCGGGAAAGAAGUCUCCCCGCGGCGAGGAGCGUGCCUCGUCGGGGAGGCAGAGCCAAGGGGGGCAGCACGCGCGUCUGCUGAUUUGGGCGGAGACGACCUGUCGCGCAGCGCUGCGGCAACUGGUGAUGCUAGUCGACGCGCACCUCGCGGAGUUGCAGGCGCAUCUGGGGAAGAUCCUCUCGCUCAUUUUUGCGACGAUUGAGGACGGGAACGCACUCGAGAGCCUCGCGCGGCUUGGCGUCGAGGCCUUCGGCGAGCUCCUCUUCGCGCUCGGAAAGCGAACGCGGAGUCGAGCGGCGAGUCCGGGCGCCUGCGAGGCAGGAGGACGCGCUGGACAAGCAAUGGCGGGGGAGGCGAGUGACGAACCUGCACCAGCGCGCGACGGAGACCAGACACGCGAAGCAGAAGACAGAAGAGAAGACGAAGGAGAUGGCGACCUCGCGAAACACGAAGACCUGGAUCUCACUGCCUGCUUGCGCACCGUGGCUGAGUUGACCUUGGCGCUCCUUCAGCGGACGACGCCAACCGAGCUGCUCAGGGAGAGUCUCCGCGUCUCGCCCAGCGACUUCCACGUCCACUACGGCACGUUCUUCGCGCCAGUCUGCGCGUCGGCGGAGACGCCUCUAGAAGCCGGAACUGAUCGUUUUUCGCCCAACAGACCCGACGAGGCGUUUCCGCCUGCGCAGCGGGACGCGGUCGUGCAGGUCCUCAGGCCGCAUCUCGCCUUCGACCUCUCUUCGCUCAGCUCUCUCUCUCCCUCCGCGCCGCCGCUGGAAGGGUUUAGCGCGGCGGAGGAGGGAGGCGAGGAGGCGGAGACACUCGCGCGGAUCGCCGACGCAGAGGCUGGGCACGCGAGCAACGGCGACGCACCCGCCGAGAGAGAGAGCGUUAGCCACUGCUCGCAGUCGACCGCCUGCCCCCGCGCAACACCAGGCUCGCAGGCGCUGCCGUUCGACCCGAAUCGCGUCGUCACACGCUGCCUUGUUCAGCUUCUCCUUAUCGACACGCUUCAGGAUGUGCUCACGCCCCUCGCGCCGUUCCUGCCUGCGCCGGUCCUUGCGAUCUUCCUCUGCGGGCUCGAAUCUUCCUUCUUGUUUGCUGCAUUCUUCAACCGACAGGUCGCCCUGCGCCAGAGUCUCCAGCAGCGCGGCUUCAUGAGUGGGAUGCGCCAGCUGCCUGGCCUACACAAGCAAUGUCGCGAGGGCCUCUCCGCCUCGCUUUCAGUCCUCUCUGCGGUCAUCUCCGUCUCCCCUUCUCUCUCUCCCGCCGCCUCCGCGGCGAGCGGGAGGGCGCAGAAUCGCCCGAUGUGCGUGGAGGAGGCGGCAGACCGACUCCUGCGCCUGGCUCGCUGGAUGGCGUUUGCGUUUCUGUCGAGAGAAAAGCUUGUCAGGGAUCUUCUGCAAGAAAAGCAAGAGCGCGACGCGCAGGAGGGGCAUUCCGCGGGCUUCCCGCGCGCCGGCGAAGCGCCGAUAUCAGCAGGCUGGGCUCAACCCUCGAAGCAAGAGACGCUGAAAUCCCUGCAGCGGACGGAAGCAGAGAGAGAGUUGAGUGGCUUCACGCCGCUUAUUGCUGGCAAGAUGAUGGCGGCGCUGUCGUGCAUUCCACAGGAAACGAUAUCCCGCUAUUCGGAACCUGUUUUCUCUCUCCUAGUGGAGCUGGUUGCGGCGGAAUCCACUGAGGUUCGCAAGGCCGUCCGCGGCUUCUUCGCGACGCGUUUCGCCUCGGCGAUUCAUUUGUCUUUUCGUCCACUGAUGCCUCCGCAGCCUGCGUGCGUCGCGGCAUCUUCGCGCUCGUCAUCUGUGUCUUCUUCUUCAUCAGCGGCAGGGGCCGCUCGGCUCGCGAUCGGUGUCCCAUCGGCGGAGAAGAGAGAAAAAAACUAA
Besnoitia besnoiti is the source of this 11340-nucleotide messenger RNA. RefSeq lists its product as uncharacterized. The record is from RefSeq and is a predicted model, not a curated record. Gene Ontology annotation, molecular function: guanyl-nucleotide exchange factor activity. Gene Ontology annotation, biological process: regulation of ARF protein signal transduction. Bases 1 to 11340 code for a protein of 3779 amino acids. The transcript is spliced from 14 exons. Lineage: Eukaryota; Apicomplexa; Conoidasida; Eucoccidiorida; Sarcocystidae.